This is a messenger RNA of Drosophila subpulchrella, 555 nucleotides long. RefSeq lists its product as uncharacterized. The coding region runs from base 94 to 456 and encodes 120 amino acids. The transcript is spliced from 2 exons. Gene Ontology annotation, molecular function: odorant binding. The record is from RefSeq and is a predicted model, not a curated record. NCBI's taxonomy places the organism in Eukaryota, Metazoa, Arthropoda, Insecta, Diptera, Drosophilidae.
CAAAAGAAUAAUAAGCCUAAGCUAAGUACAAAGACUCAAUGGAAGAACGUAUAAAAACUGGAGGAAUGACACCGAAUCGUAUCAGUUCUCAAAAUGAAAGUAUUGGGUGCCUUGGUUAUCUUGAUGGCGCUCGGCCCUUUGGCCUCAGCUAUAUUCCAAAAAGUAGCAAAUGAGUGCGCAAAAAAGGGCGGAAUCACCCCACAAUUUUUUGAAAACUAUCCCCACAGUUAUCGAGUCAAGUGCUAUUACGCUUGUCAAUUGGAAAAGCUUGAUUUAGUUGCCAAUGGAGUCAACGAACCCGACUUGUCCGUACUAAAUAUAACCCAGGAGAACUACGACAAAUAUGGUAGAGUGAUAAAAAAAUGCCUGAAGAUAACAAGUCCCAGUAACAACAAGUGUGAGCUCGGAUUUUUGGUAUUCGAAUGCCUUAAAAAGGACAUCGACGGAUUGCCUUAAUUUUACUAAAUUGGUAUUAAUUAAUUGGGUCUCAUCCCGUUUGCAUAAUAAGUAAAUUAUCCUUUUUGUUACAAAUGUUCGAAUUAGAAUGUUAUUUAA